AUGGUACCUCACAGUUUCAGGUUCAUUGAAACCCGUAUCGCGUCGCUGUAUCGCCACACAUUGAAAUUCGCUUCUCCAGACAUGAAUUCCCCACACCACUGGUUUUCCUCUACAUGCUUGACUAAGAUCCCCGGUCACGUGACUCUGCCGUCCAUGUCUACCUUGGUAGUUUCGACGGGUUUUCUUUUGGUGGUGAUGGUGGUGGUUUAUGGGAUAACGAGUAACAACCGCCCUCUAGUGGACAAAGAGGAACCUGUGAUAUACUUAAAGUCUCACUCUCACCACCUGAAAAGAAAUGCAAUAAAACCACACCCAAUACGUCACCAGCACCUCAAGACUGUAAACCUUCUUCGUCGAUCGGCUGUGACGACUGAAUCAUCAGCGCUAUUUCCGGUUCCGUCCGAAUCCAUCAAAGAAGAUGGAAAAGCUAUGUACUUGUACCAUAAAGCAAUAGAAAAAGAGAGUAAUAAAAGUAAUGACUCGGAAACUGGAGCCUCGGAUGUUCACGGCAUCCACGUUGCCAGCUGGAAAUGGGAGUAUGUAAAGACACCAUUUGUUUACACUGCUUUUGUUAUUAUUGCUGGCCUUUGCAAAGUGGUUUUUUUGGUAUGUAGUUUUCCUUUUUCUAGAAUUGUUCUUGAGUCAGCAUACUCCCUCCAUGACAGUGCCUUCUUCAGCAAUCUAGGCACAAUUUUGCUUUAUGCUUUAGUGGGUACCUUACUAAACUGCUUCACCAUAGGACCAAGUCUUUAUGGUCUUUCUGUGGCUGGGGCAAUGGGACCAGUUAGCAUUGGGAUUAUAGAGUGCCUUGUCUUUAGUGCAUUGAUUUCAGCUGUGGAUCCAGUUGCUGUCUUAGCAAUAUUUCAAGAAAUUGGUAUAAACAAGGUGUUGUACUUUCUUGUUUUUGGAGAAUCUCUUUUAAAUGAUGCUGUAACUGUUGUGUUAUAUACAAUGAUGGUAGGACUAUCCUCCACUCCAUACAUAACAGCAGAACAGAUAGCCUUAGGUGUAGCAUCAUUCUUGUGUGUCAGUCUAGGAGGUUUACUAAUCGGAAUAGUGAUGGGAGUCAUCACAGCUUUGGUUACUAAACAAACACAGCAUGUAAGAGUUGUUGAGCCUUUGGCAUUGUUGGGAAUAGCUUAUUUGUCGUACUUGUUAGCUGAGAUGGUUCACUUUUCUGGAAUUAUCAGUAUAAUAGCCUGUGGUCUUGUUCAAGCCCAGUAUGCUCAGUUCAACAUUUCUAGAAAAUCUUACAUUACUGUUAAAUAUUUUAUUAAGAUGCUAAGUGCUGUCUGUGAUACAAUAAUCUUUCUUUUUCUGGGGAUGGUUUUGGUUAAUGAUGACCACAUCUGGCAGACAGGAUUUGUCUUUUGGGCAACAGCUAUGUGUUUAAUUGCCAGAUUCUGUAGUGUUUAUUUCCUAACAUUUCUUGCCAACUAUUUUGAAAGACUUCGUACCAUCAAAAUGACAGAGCAGUUUAUAAUGGCUUAUGGUGGACUGCGUGGAGCUGUAGCAUUUUCCCUGGUGAUCAUGUUGGAUACACACACUAUCCCUAACAAGCGUAUGUUUGUGACGACUACACUUUUUAUUAUUCUAUUUACAGUUUUUAUUCAGGGUAGCACUGUAAAACCUCUUGUCAACUGGCUGAAAAUCAGAACUCAGGAUAAAAGUGACCACAGUCUUUUUGGGGAAGUCAAUGCUAAGGUACAGUAUUAUGGCAGGAAUAGAAGAGGUGACAGGUGACCACAGUGAAAACUAUUGGAAGCUGUUUCUUCACAAUUAUGAUGAGCAAUACUUUAAGAAGUGGCUUCAGCGCAGCACAUCU
Messenger RNA from Limulus polyphemus (Atlantic horseshoe crab), 1825 nucleotides. Its product is annotated as Na(+)/H(+) exchanger protein 7-like. NCBI's taxonomy places the organism in Eukaryota, Metazoa, Arthropoda, Merostomata, Xiphosura, Limulidae. Gene Ontology annotation, biological process: regulation of pH; proton transmembrane transport; sodium ion transport. The transcript is spliced from 19 exons. The record is from RefSeq and is a predicted model, not a curated record. Gene Ontology annotation, molecular function: sodium:proton antiporter activity. The coding region runs from base 1 to 1743 and encodes 580 amino acids. Gene Ontology annotation, cellular component: membrane.